GCAUUAGUCUAAUGAGAUGUGUGCAGCCGGAGAGCAGGGCUGCUGGAGACUAACUGUGAGCUUCUAACACCCGGGUGGACGCUUAGCUUUUGCAGUACCCGGUUUGCAUGUACCGAAAGUCUUCUGCCUCCUGAGCCAACCUCCCCGGCCCGGUAAAGAACCUGACCAGGGCUCUGGUGAGCCCGCUGUAGCGCCUCUUCUGCCUGUGAGUGAUUUGUCACUUCUUCUGCAAGACUGGCACCAGCAGAAAUGCAGUCUCAGAGGACCCCUGGGAGAAAGCGAGGCCGACCCCCACUUCACUCAACGCCUGUGAAGAUGGCAGUUCAUAACCUUUAUUCUGCGUCAGCUGGCUCUUUACCGGCAGUGAAGAUCCCAAAGAAAAGAGGGCGGAAACCUGGGUACAAGCUCAAAUCUCCGGUACUCCUGACUCCAUUGGCCCUCUCACCUCCGCGGAGUACGCCAGAGCCCGACCUCAGCUCCAUCCCUCAGGACGCAGCCACCAUCCCCAGCCUGGGAGUCCCUCAGGCGCUCACAGUCUGCCUCUACAUCAACAAGCAGGCCAACGCCGGGCCCUACCUGGAGAGGAGGAAGGUGCAGCAGCUCCCCGAGCACUUCGGGCCCGAGAGGCCGGCGGCGGUCCUGCAGCAGGCCGUGCAAGCAUGCAUCGACUGUGCCCACCAGCAGAAGCUGGUCUUCUCCCUGGUCAAGCAGGGCUACGGUGGUGAGAUGGUCUCGGUCUCGGCGUCCUUUGAUGGGAAGCAGCACCUGCGGAGCCUGCCUGUGGUGAACAGCAUCGGGUUUGUCCUCCGCUUCCUCGCCAAGCUGUGCCGAAGCCUCCUGUGCGAGGACCUCUUCAGCCACCAGCCCUUCCCCAGGCGCUCCAGUGCCGCCGAGGAAGCCCAGGAGAACCAGGAAGGCGGGAUGGAGACAGCCAAGACCUUCGCCACCGCAGAGUGCCGCCUGGCGACCGCUGCGGGCAUGAGCCGCUACAGCCUGGACCCCGCCGGCCCCGCCUUCAGCCACCGGGGCUCCGUGCCCCCCGCCUCCGCGCUGUACUGCAAGAGGCAGAACUCCGGAGAUGGCCCCCUCGGGGGCGGCCCGGCCGCCGGCGGUCCCCGCACCAGCCCCCUGUCCUCCGGAGGCCCCUCGGCACCCGGGCUGAGGCCCCCAGGCUGCAGCCCCAAGAGGAAUGGGACCUCUCUGGAAGGAAACAGAUGUGCCUCAAGCCCUUCUCCAGACGGGCAGGACGGCAGGCGGCCAAGGAGCAGGAACCCAUCCACCUGGACCGUGGAGGACGUGGUCCGGUUCGUGAAAGACGCUGACCCGCAGGCUCUGGGGCCUCAUGUGGAGCUCUUCAGAAAGCAUGAGAUUGACGGCAAUGCUCUCUUGCUGCUGAAGAGUGACAUGAUUAUGAAAUACUUGGGCCUGAAGCUGGGACCUGCGCUGAAACUCUGCUACCAUAUUGACAAACUGAAGCAGGCCAAGUUUUGAAGGUUUUUAGAAGCUAGAAGCAAAAGCCAGCCAGCAGAUCUCAAGAUCAUCUCUGCCUUACCAACAUCCAGCCACCAUGGAAAAACAGAUUCCCUUCUUCAAAACAACAGGCACAAAGACGGGGUCUUUUUACAAAACUCUUUGCCUUUUUAAAAAGUCAACCUGGCCCAUUUCAAAGGCUCUUUUGUGUUAAUGAUUUGCCAAAAAAUUACAAAAAUGCCUAUGAUCGGUAACAUUCCUAACAGGUUGGUUGCCAUCAGAGUGGGUCCUAUUUGGACAAUGAGAGAGUGGGGAACUGAGUGCUAUCACCCAAGGAGAACCCUGGAGGGUUCCAUGGGUGUGAAAAGAACCUUGGUCUCGCUCUGCAGGCCUUGUGGCCACGCCCACCACAGCACCACCUGUCUUUGACUGUGACCCGGGGACCUAUCAUUGUGAGCCUUGCUUGAUUCAGCUCUGGAAGCUGUCUUUGAAGAUAAAUGCCUCCCCUUGCACUAUCUGGAAAACUUGAAUUCUUUUGCUCUCUGAAAGAGAAGAAAAAACCCCUUUUCUAUUCCCAGUGAUCUGAAGUACUGUGUUACCCCACUAGAGGGCAGACUGCUAAUGAGAUUUCAGGACCCUCACUCCUGCAGGCGGAUAGGUCUGUCCUGGGCAGGAGGGUUAGGGCUUCUGUGGACAAGAUCUAGCCUACACAGCAUAGGGAACUUAUUCCAAGGUCGGCACCACAGAUUGCAAACUUGGGAAGAACUAAUUACCUCCCAAAGGUAAUUGGAAAGAAACCGUCUUCUAGAAGGUUCUAGUUCUUAGCCAAUCAUUAUUACGGACUGAUGCACAAGCAGCGAAGGCAAGAAGCUGGAAGUUCAUUCUUCCCAGAUGGGGCUUUGGAGUUUCUUCUCUUCCAGAAUCCUUACUGAGGUGUCGAUACAUCGGCCCGCCGAACAGUCCUAGCGACAUUUAGCCAUGGGUGUUUCUUUAAAAAAGAAGAAGAAUGUCUCAUCUAAGCUUUGAAAUGGGAGUGUUGAUUGCUAGUUACAUUGCUGGGUUAUGGAGUUGUAUCGGUGGCUAAUUUUUCUAGUCCUUAGCAAAUACGCAGACAUGCUAUUAUUGGGUUUAAUGCAAUUUACAGAGAGGUUUUCCUUCUUCGCUGUGGAGUAAUAGAAAAAAAUUGAUUUUCUGUCCCUUUGCAGCUGUGUCCAGGGAAGGACGAUGCAUCCACAAUUUCCUGGGCAGAAGGACAACUUUGUCUUCAUUCUUCUUCUUAUCCUUUUCCCUCUCUCUUUUUUUCCUUCAUCUUUCACCGAGCAGAAAACAUAUCUUCAAAAUGAAUUCACCUUUGCCAGGGGCAUAUCCACUUUCUUAAAAAAAUAAAAAUAAAAAUCCGUAGUUGGAGGUGAGGAGAUGAAGACCAGACUUUGCAAUCAGAAGGGUGAGGAUCAAAAAGAACCUCAGGGUUUCUCUUGGCCCAAAUAUACAUUAGAAAAGGCACGCCCACCUCCGGGAUGCAGCCUGAGCAGGAAUCUCGGCUGGAGAGUGGAACAGGCUGGGAUUUCAGCCCCCUCACCCCUCAACCAGUGCCCCUGUGCAGGACAUGGCCUGCACAAACCCCAAGGCAGCCCUGGGUAGCUUUGUAAAUUGAUUCUUUAGGAAUUGGUUAGAAUUAGAUGAAGAUCAUGAGAGAUACUCCAUGCCAUGCUGUGAGAGUCCGGAAACCUCACGACAACCCAUGUUUCUCCACUGUUUCUGCUCAACCCUCUGAAACUCAUGGUGCCUCUUCCAUCAACAUAUACCUCAUUUAGAGACUUUCACAACUUCCCACCCAGCCUCACUAGCACCUUCCUCACUACAAAAACAUGAGCACUGUGCCCCCAGGUUGAAACCAUCCCCAAACAAUGUCAAAGAGAGACUUUGGGUAGUUCUCAGGGGUGGGAGAUGUUUCCAUCUCAAGUCUAGGAGAAAACUGGAUCCAUGUUCACAUGUAACUGCUCUCAUGGAGGUGCUAUCUCAUUUCGCAUUAAACUUUAAGCAGGACAGAUUGCUGAAGCCAUGAUAUUUAAGGUUUGACUUUUUAAAAAUCUCAUUACUCUUAAAACGAAUGCUGCCAUAUCAGAGAAUAGCCCGGGGAGGAAAUUCUCCCUUGCCUGUUUUUGCACUGGAAUGCACUCAGCCGACCAAAUCAUUGUAGCAGUACUGCAAUAAUAAUUAAUUUUCACCCCUUUCAAAAAUCUUGUCAAACCAGGCAGCCAAAUAGCUUAGCAAAUGUAAAACAUGCCAGGCCAUUUCCUCUAAACAGACCUUAAAGAGUCAGGCCGUGUGCGUCGCUCUUGUCUAAAUGUGAGCUUAUUUGGGGCCCCACACUUGCACAGAUGUUGUAGUUGUUAUGCCACUGUCGUAGCUUUGCUCCAGGUUGUGACGAAUAACGCUAUAGUUUGCGUAUUUCCAAAUUAGAGAGUGCGUGUUCCUGUUCCACGUAUUUUCAAUUAUACUUUUCUUUAAACACUUUUUAAAAAAUCUAGACACAAUGCUAUUGCCUAAGGCAUUUUAAAUAUUUUAUGAAGCACAUUAUUGCUUUGGUGAAGACUUCACGUAAAAGACAUGAGGAGAGAGAGAGAGAGUGUGUGUGUGUGUGUGUGUGUGUGUCCUGACACUGUAGUUGGAAGAGCCUUAGGAAGUGGCUGGGAGUGUGUCAGCUACUAUUAUGUGUUUGGUUAAAUUUGUGUCCUCAGCUUUGUAACACGGAGGCAGAACGCGCUUACCUUCUAUCGCCAGCAGGGGGCGCCCUGGAGGCAGCUGGGGGCUUCUGGGCCCACCCAACGCCCAGAUGACUGAGGCUCCCUGUGACUGAGGGGAGAGGCCCCGCCAGGGAGACCUGUAGGCAAAAAGCAGUAUUCUCCAGCAUCUUGCUCACUGCCCACCAGCGUGGACACUGGCUCCUGGCAUCUCCCUUCAGCAGGGCGGCCAAGCUUUUCCUCCCAGUGGAAAAGGAGGGAAGGGCCCCUCGGGAGAACCAGGUACCAUGUUGAAACACGUGGCAAAGGAGUGCCGAGCUGAGGCUGGCUUUGCUUGAAAAGGAAAUCGGUGAGGGAGGGGAGACAAAACCAUAAAUUUCUUAGGAAAACCAGAAAAGGGCACCUCUUCUAACAGUCCCCAGCCCCUGAAGCUGCCAUAACCUAUUUUUUGAAUUUACAUCCUGUAUGAAAUAGUUCUUACUUUUUAAAUAUUAAAAUUAUUUUUUAAAUUGUUUUUUUUUUUUGAGAUUGCUUUAGGAGAAUUUUGUCAUAUAUCUGAAGAUAGUUGGAAAUGCUCAGAGGUGACCAGGAACUGGAAUUUAGCCAUUGUCAGUAGGUCUUGAAAGAUGAAAAGUUAUGUUUUCUUUCUAAAGAAACGGCCAGGUUUCUGUGUGUGCGAGCAGAAGGCGGUGCUCUUCGAUGUUUGUUCUGAUGGGACACUUUUUCAACUCUUCUCCGAUGGGGUCUCAUUAAAAAAGAAAUCUCAGAUAGCAAAACAUGGGACGGUGAAGGAGUAGAUACAUUCUUUAAAAUGCAAUCUUUUGUGAAGGGGAAGGGCGAAAACCUGCCGGUGGGUGUGGAUCAUAAACACACUCCAGGCUCCGAGCAGAGCUGCCUUGUCUCCUGCGUUUGCCUGUGGCGGGAGAAGGCGUGCCGAGGCCCGGCGCUGCACCCAGCAGGUGGUGGGACACCCAGAGGUGCGCCCGUUCCUGGGGGCGCCCUGCGACGUCAGUCCCGCGGCCACACCGCACCAGCACCUGAGCUUCCGGCCUCACUCCCGCUGUGCAGGCUCCCAGGGUGUCCUCCCUCCUCCUCGGAGAUGAGUCCUUCACGGACAAUUGGAAGCUGGAGUUUUGGAAACGCAGCAUUUACUUGAAAGAGAAUCGCUCUUAUUUAUUGCCGCCAGUUAAAUAUUACGGAAACAUGUCUGCUAACAAUUUGCUUUGUGUAAUUUGUUCUAAUGCUAAUAGACAGCAGCUGGGACACUUCCUGUGGCGCAUUCCGCUGUGGUUGCCGCGGUAUGCUCGCACAGGGACCUCACCAGCACGCUGCGCCCAGAAGAAAGCCCACGCCGCUCUCCCGCCCCGGGAAAUUCCCCUGCCCGGGAAGCAAAAGCACGUUUUCGAGGGAGCAUUUGCUGCUCUGCACUCUCUUUCCCAAGCAGGGCCCUCCAGGAAGAGCUUGGGGUUCUCCUCGCGCUGAGCACUGAUUUCCCCCAGAGGAGCAGGCAGCACGUCGAGCUGAAGAAUGACGCCCCCCUCCAGGUCCCGGGCUGGACCAGGGUUGGUUCUGAGAGGACGGGCAGGAGAGGAGCGGAGACCCACUCAAGAGCCCAGAGCUGGCUGGGCAGCCAACUGAAUAAUGAUGUCAGCCAGUGUGGGGACAGAGCAUCUUUCUGCCUAGAGCAAGCACGUCAAACUCGAGGCUGGGGGGAGGCGCUCCCAUGCCACGCUUGUCCAAAAGGGUCUAAAAUGCCGCUUAGACUUGCUCUGGGCUGCCAGCCCACCAUGCUCUGCUCUGUAGCUUGACCUCAUGACCUGAGCCUUAGAGGUGCUUCUGUAGAGGCUUAUUGCGAAGGCCAACCCCAAUGUCUUCCAUCGGAGCCUCCUGUGAAACCUACCCAAAGCCUCGCUUCUCCUAACAGCUCACUAUGGAAUAGCAGACCCUCACUGGGUGUCACUUCAUAGCAAGUGUGUGUGACCCGAGGCUGCCUCCCUCACCAAUGCAGCAUCCUCAACUGUCAGGGAGGCUCGCCCUCCCUAUCAUGGUGCUGGAGUGCCUUCCCCCACAGCCCCGAGAAAUGGCUCUGCCCCGCCACUUCCCAUUCGGAGGAGCUCACUCCCAUAGGAAGUGGCUUAUUUCUUUGUUGGACAGCUCUGCUUGUGAAAGUUCUUUCUCAGGGAGACACAGAUGUCUGUGAAUCAGACACAGACGUUUGAGAGGAAGCCAACUCUGCAAUCUUUCUCUUUUUCACAGAGCUUGUCCAAUGCAGUAACCACACCUAUUACACAAACUGACACUGGCAAGUAACCCCAGCCCCACUGCGUUAGGACAGAGGAGCAGACACUCGAUAUAAAUGUAGAACUCGGGUAAGGUCAUGGUCGCCAGGUUCAUCAGCCCUGUCAUAAAACAUGAGCGGGAUUUUUGUGGCCUCGUACCCACACAGAAAGGGUGGCCUGGAGAAUUUUCCAUGUAGUUGUAAAUCUGGCUGUGUUCACAUAAGCAUGUGAUAAAGUUACAUAAGCUUGUGUGAAUGAAUCGAUAAGGCCAGGCGCCUCCCAGUUGUUAAACUGUGAAAAAGAUGCUUUGGCACGCGGAGGCCCUGUCACCGAUUGUACUUACUGGUUGGUGAUAUAAUGAAGGAAGGAAGCUUUAGUUUAGAUGAAAGCAGGUUAUGAUUGAUGAUAGGAAAGUAAACAUGGUCUUUUGUGAAUUUAUGAAAGAGUCAGUUUAUGACCCCCAUACCCAAGUUAGAUGCCGUGCUUUGUGCAUGCAUGAGUGAGCGUGUAUUUGAGCUAAUGCAACGAGAAGUGGGAAUUGGGGAAGGUUUGAGAAGGGAUUGCAAAGGAGAUUUUGCAUUUUAGAGCACUCUCUCUUAGUCAGAAGAACUACCUAGCCAUGAUUUAGAAAUCAGACCCAAAAGUAUGCCAAGUAUGUAGUUGAUGUAGCUUGCUUAGAUAAAAUUCUGGAGCAGAUAGAUUCUCUAUGAAAAUACUUGCAUCUUGGUACUUGGGAAAAGUAGAUACUAUUCAGCACCUUGCCUAGUACCUGCCAUAUAAAAGGCACCUCACUAAUAUGCCUUGGCUGACUGAAUGAACGAAUGCUUGGCCAGUGUUCAUAUUUUCUCCAAAAAGCCACCAGUUUUCUUGAAGUCCAAUAUCUUUACUGAAAGAAAAUUGCAAAAGGAGCAGACCAAAAGAGGAGCACAAGGCCUUUCAUUUCCUCUGGCUCGUCAGGUGCUCAGAUAGGUCAACCUCCAUAGUCACUGACUUGUAUUUCACUAAUUUUUUUUUUUAAUGUUGUGUUUCUUUUAAAAAAUAUAUAUUUUUAUUGAUUUCAGAAAGAAAGGGAGAGGGAGAGAGAGAUAGAAACAUGAAUAAUGAGAGAAUCUUUGAUCAGCUGCCUCCUGCACGCCCCACACUGGGGAUCAAGCCUGCAACCUGGGAAUGUGCCCUGACCAGGAAUCCAACUGCGACCUCCUGGUUCAUAGGUCAGUGCUCAACCACUGAGCCACACCGGCUGGGCUCACUCGUGUCUUUUUGUCUUAAGAUUUCCCAUUCUGCUUGGCCUAAUGCUCCACUGCAAGCAUUAGAGAGUAAAAAGGAUUAUUUGCACCUUUACUUUUAAAACAUCUUUUCUCAAUCCAUAAUGCCUCUCAGAAAUGAGUAGGGUUUCCAUCAGCUGGUUAACUGCAGUUAGCUCUUUCAUGAUCUGUACACUCCCAAUAUCUUGCUCCCCUUGGGAAGGAGGCCAGUCCGGCUGGGCCUUCCCCAUAAGCCACUCUCACAUGUGCGGGUGGUAGGAAGACUGAGAGUAUGCAGCCCACGGGGAAUAGGUAGAUGAGAACUUCCCAGGUCCUCUUCCAUUUCUCACUCAUCUCCUCCCUUGAAAACAGAAUUAGAAAUAUCAGGGGAUUCUCUUUUUCCCCAAAUGGUUACAUAGGAGCUUUGGGCAUAGAAUCACAUGACCAAUUUUUUUUUUUCAUAACCACACCAAAACGUAGAGUGUUUCACCUUCAAAGAAAUCACCUCAAAAGCUUGAGUGCUGUUCCAAUUCGUUGUCAUUGCUCUGAAUAUUCUUAGUACAUCUCUUUUGGGGGCAUCUUUAGAAGCUAGGACACAUUCUUUUCCAAGUGAUGUUGGAAGCCCAUUGUGGUCGUAUGAGGGUGCAUGUUGUCUUUUGGAGUGAGCCACAGCCACUGGGGUGGUGUCUGGUGGACUAACAGGUGUAAAGUGAUGCGUCUCCAUGCUCAUUAGGUCUUUUCCUUGCGUGUUUCCUUACUGGGUACAAAUGGUUUAUGCAAUAACAGCCACAAUUCAUUUGAUAAUUUAAAUAUAUAGGCAGAUAUCAGUGUAAGGUGCUGCAAUGGAUAGACUACUUUGAAGGCCAAUAUUAAGUUCGCUUUAAAGUAAUCUCAUUCUGUAUCUUAGGCAUUGUUAGCUGAGAAUAUUGUGAUAAGUGCAAAUACACAGAGACAGUCCUCAGACCGAGAGUGCUAGAAUCCCAGAGGAACUGGGAGGAAGAAGCCUUGAGUGACACCUGGACGGCUCACCUCCAGUGAAUCGCCUUCUUCACCCUCUCUCCCAUGGGUUCCGCACCACCUGGCAGGGGCAGAUCUAUGGUGCAACACAAAAGAAACAAGCUGAGUUACUGCCCACCGCCCCUCCACCUCCGCAUCUGGAAAACGAGGCAGCUUCCAGAUGACCUUUAAAGGCAUUUCCAGCUCAGUUACCUUCAGCAAAGGCCAGUGGGGCUAUUGGUUCCUCGCUCUUCUGCUUCAUGACUUCUAGGUUCUGCCUCUCCUCCUGUCUGAUCUCAUCUAGAUACCUUCUCUCCCGGGCUCAUACCUCCUCCUCAAAGCCUUGUAACCAUCACUUUGCUAUCCCUUCUCAUUGUUUUUUACUUUCCAUUUCUUGCUGUCUCUUCAUGUUUCUUUGUUUUCUCUUUUUCUCGAUUCCACCAGCUCAAAUGCCUUUUGGGAAGGAAAAGGGUAGAGAGGGAAAUAAAAAAUUAGCAAGUUGCCUCUUCUCUCCCUGGCUUGGCAGCCCUGACCCUGGCCUGCCUUCCACUGUCCCAUCGUCACCCGCCCACAGCACUCCUUGGCUCUGUCAUACGUCCAGCCCAAUGUCCACUUGUUCUUUCCAUUUUCAAGGUCUAGCCCUUUCUGUCUGUCCUUGAGUUUGGGAACCAGAAUGUAAUCCCUUUUGACUGCUCUUCUGUGACUCACCCUGAUGGCUCACUAGUAACCAUCAUCAGCCUUCCUCAAGCACAAGCCCAAAUGCCCAUCCCACUCGGUGUCCCUCCUCCUUCAGCCCCGAAGGUCAAGAGUCAUGUGACCUGGAGCCCAUGUGACAUACCUCUUGAGAACCAUGAGUUGAGUUGUUUUUCCCAGCCAUGCUGCCUCCUGCAGUCUGUAUGGAGUCACUCUCACACCCAGUAGCAAUUCUGAUCAUUCCAAGUUCUUUAUAGAACAUGUAGCUUUGUCCAAACCCACUGACUGCAUCUACAAGUGACCAAAGCCAGGCCAGUGCCUCUGUUUAAGUGAGAUGGGUCCAGCCAGGACCAAAGAUAAGGCACAAUGAUGACAUCAGAAGCAUUUCUGGGAUAAGGUUUUGUUUUUAGACAUUUACAAGUCUGCUGAGAUGUGUGCAGUAUUAAGUGGCUUAAGUCUGGGCAAGGGAAGAUGAUGAUGUAUUUCCCACAAGGAAAUGUGGUUUAGGGGAGGGGCAAAGGCAGCAACAUUUUGGAAAGGGCAUGCUCUAUUCCUGGCCUUUAUCCAGCACAAUCACACACCCUCAAGGUCUUUCUGGAAGUUAAACUUGCUUCCUCCACAGGAACUGGAAGUGUUUCUGCCACGUGUGAGAGUUUGGAGGACUGGUUUCUUUGUGUGCAUAUUCACGUGUGCAUUUCUAUCAUGUCAUAAACCUCAAUAUUUAAUUUGCUGUCGUUGUUCAGCAAUAUCUUUGAUCACUUGAAGAUUUUUUUAAAAACUGAGCUCAUCUCAUCCUGAAAUUUUGAAUUAUCAGUUGUUUCAUAUAGCAGACAUUUCCAUUUUACAGACAUAGUUGAUUAGAAUGUUUCUCUUCUGUAAAUACCUAGAAAUAAUUUUGUUAUUAUAAAGAUUUUAUACUUUACCUACAUUUGUAGAUAAAGUUUACUUUUUAUUCUGUACAUACAAGAAAACCAAAUCAAUGAAUAAAAUCAAAUCAUUUCAUCAUAACUGUCUUCUGUUGCUAUUUUCUCUUUACAUUCACAGUAAAAAAAUUUUCUUAAUUAGGUGCUAUCGUAACCUCUCCAAGCAUCAUGAGGCCCAAAGGUUUGUGUUUUACUCGCCAUGAGAGGCUGUGAUUACCUGGCAAGGCUCUUGCUAAGUAAUGAGGGCAUCUGAGGAAGCGGAAAUCCAUGUUCUCUAAGCUUGUGAGGUUGAAUGCUGAUGAUUGAAAUGUUAUGCCUUUUGUUUUGGAAGCUGAGGGGCUUAUUUUCAGAUUCUUUCAUUCUGUAACUCGGCUUUAGUUAAUCUCGUGUUUCCACCGCUGUAGUCUACCCCUCUCCCCGAUAUACCCAGGCAGGAGGCUUUCUGAUCUCUCUCCAUCUGGGAAAGUGGCAGCUGCAACCUCUCUCUGGGGAAAGCUUCUGUCUUUAACGUGCACUGCAUGAAAGAGCCAGGAACCAAGGGUGCAAAUAGGUCACCUCCUCAUCUCCAAGGUCACUGCCUCAUCUCCUAGGUCACCUCCUCAUCUCCCAAAGAGAAAAACAGGGUUGCCCACAUUUCCUUUUCCCUGCCUAGAUGGUCUUCCCUCCCUUCUAAUUAAAGACCUUUAAAGUGUGGGUGUGUACAUAUUCUUAUGUGCAUUUAUGGUUGAGUUAGGGAAUUUGAGACAAUGGUCAUCCAGCAAAAGCUUGUGCAUCCUUUGCUUGUCUGAGGCAUGUGUGCAAGAAGGAGCUGGUGUCAGUACUGUGGGUCCUCUAAUUACUUGAAAAUCCAUUGUGCUUUCACCUUUUGUGGGCACAAUGUAAUUUGGGAACGUUACUUCAAUUCCAUGCUUUAUUUAGAAGUGCUUCGGAAGUGUGGCGGUUUGAAUUUAGGAAAUGGUGUAUAGUUAGGGCCUAGCUUUUUAAAAAAAAUACCAAUGGAUCUAAUUUUGCAGACCAGAAAUCCGUGAAUAGAACUCAUUGUAAUGGGGAACGGCAUUUACAUAGGAGAGAAAGAGCAGUAAACUCUGCCAUCUGGGGAAAGAGCCUCUCCUUAAUUUUUGCUCUUUGCAAGCAUGAUGCAAUCAGCAUUUCCUAAUAUUGGGACAAUCCCCUCACCUCGAAGUGUUCCUAUGUAAUUGUGUCACAUAAUGGGAAAUUAUAACAGGCAAUUUGGUUCUGUAAUUCAGUUUGCAAAGCAUGCAAACAUAAGAUAACUAGGUUACAUGCAAAUAGGCAUUACACUAAGGUACAAAAACCAGGGGGAGAAAAGAUGCAGUGUCCAUAACUUAGAAACAACCUGAAUUUUAUUCCUCAUGUGCCUCAAAGCAUAGUUUAUUAAAGUAUUUAUCCUCUAGUUUAACUUCAUCAUGUACUGUUUAUACAGAUACAUUAUCUGUGUAUGGACAUACAGGUAUUCUACUGCAUAUAUUUACAAAUCUCUCAUCUGCAAUAAGCAGGCUCCCAGCAAAUCAUGUUCUUUACGAUUGAGUUGAUGUGCUCAUUUUGUUUUUACAAUGUACAGUGUUUUAAUGAAUAGACUAUUAUAUAUAAGACAUCAUAUCAAAAUGUGCUUUUAAUUUUUCAAAGCCUUUUUGCUGUUGUUUGUAACUUUUUCCUUUGGGCCAAUUCUUUCAUUAUUGAGAAGUCUCUUUUUGAUGUACUCCCUUAAACAGUGACUGGUAGGUACACUAUGGUCAGAUAUGUACAGUUUCAUCAAAUAUACUGGCCUUAAUGAUUUUAAUAUUUGGGCGUGUUUGUUUUUAAUUUUGGAAGCAGUGUUUUUUUUUCUAGUACAGUGUAUCAUGGGCCUGAGAGUGAUUCAAUAAAAUUUCUAAGUCUUAAGAUUCCAAGACAGUGCAGUAUUUUCUGUUCAUGCUGUAAAAAGUAUUUCUGUAUUUUUAAUAAAGAAUGGAAUUUA
This is a messenger RNA of Myotis daubentonii (Daubenton's bat), 12327 nucleotides long. RefSeq names its product Scm polycomb group protein like 4 (gene SCML4). Gene Ontology annotation, cellular component: nucleus. Gene Ontology annotation, biological process: negative regulation of DNA-templated transcription. Gene Ontology annotation, molecular function: histone binding; chromatin binding. Lineage: Eukaryota; Metazoa; Chordata; Mammalia; Chiroptera; Vespertilionidae. The record is from RefSeq and is a predicted model, not a curated record.